AUGAAAACGACUACCGUCCUCUUGUACGGCGUAGCCGGAGCUGCCGCUAUAACCACUCUUUUGAGUAUAGUUACUGUAGGAUAUCUUGUCAACGACAUUAAUGACUUCUAUGCUGAAGCUAUGAGAGAAUUUGCCGAUUUCAAGGACAUCGCGAAUUCGGCUUGGUACGAAAUGCAACCUACCCCAGCGGAAAGUCGUUAUCAGCUACAAUCACUCCUUCGCCAACGUCGAAUGAUGCCGGAUUAUUGUGACUGCGCGCCACGAGCAGAAAACUGUCCUAUCGGCCCUCCCGGACCUCCCGGAGAACCAGGCCUUCCGGGCUUAAUGGGGAUGCCUGGUGCUAACGGACGAAGAGGCUACGAUGGCAUGUCGAUUUAUGGACCAGGAGGAGGAGCAGGAGGUUGCAUUAAAUGUCCUAUGGGUCCUCCAGGAGCACCCGGUCCUGAUGGGCCUCCUGGGCCAAGAGGGCUGAACGGGAUGCCUGGUAGUGACGCCUCGGCUCCGAGGAUUGGUCUUCCCGGACCUCCAGGACCACCAGGAGAAGGCGGUCCGCCCGGAGCACCGGGGGAAACCGGUGCACCGGGAAUGCCUGGCCUCGGUGGAACUAUUAGAAAGGUCCUUCCAGGGCUUCCUGGGCCACCAGGACCACCAGGAAUACCGGGACCUGUAGGAAAAGCUGGAGAAAUGGGGCAGGCUGGUAUGCCUGGGCCACCUGGUCCACCUGGACAAGCUGGAUCACCUGGGAUGCCAGGUAUGGACGGAACACCAGGUGAACAAGGAACCAUGGGUGAGCCCGGUUUUGAUGCUGGAUAUUGUCCUUGCCCGGCUAGAAGUAGUGCAUUGUCAAAGUACUCGAGACCGGGUGGAGUGGAGAUGAAUUCGGUAGUAGAUCGCAUAGUAGUUCGAUCGCUAAAGGAUGACCCUACUGCAGACCUAAAACCAACAAAAAGGAAUAAGUAUACUGCUAGGGAGGCACCUUUACGGAAGUUUAGCGGAAGGGUAUCGAGAGCUUAG
Haemonchus placei is the source of this 1014-nucleotide messenger RNA. NCBI's taxonomy places the organism in Eukaryota, Metazoa, Nematoda, Chromadorea, Rhabditida, Trichostrongylidae. The record is from the annotation of a GenBank genome assembly.